Messenger RNA from Cimex lectularius (bed bug), 5136 nucleotides. RefSeq lists its product as uncharacterized. The record is from RefSeq and is a predicted model, not a curated record. The transcript is spliced from 3 exons. Bases 600 to 5123 code for a protein of 1507 amino acids. Lineage: Eukaryota; Metazoa; Arthropoda; Insecta; Hemiptera; Cimicidae.
UUAAAUACACUUUAUUAAUGUGAGAAUGACAAUCAUGUGAUGUUUCACUUUUUCAGUCAUGUAGUAAUAAGGAGGUCUGUCACAUCAAAGAGACGGCAUUUCUUUCCCAAGCAUAAAUGUCAGCUUUUAAUAUUUUGGCUCGCCUUCAUAGAAUUUGGUAACUGACCAAAGCUAAGUCCUUCCCUUGAUGUUUGUAGGGCUUCAGUCAAUAUACAAAAUCUUCUUAGGCACCCUCCUUAACCAAAGCAACAAACCAAUGAACAGUUUGGAGGGUAAAGUCAGAAUAACGCUGCCUGCUUGCAUUGAGGGCCGUCUUCAAAAGGGUAAACACCAAGGUCCCACUUCUGGGAACAUUCCAAAAGAUGUGAAAGAGUUGAAAGAUCCCUACAAAAUCAGUGUAUAGUCAGUGAGUUGACGAAUUACGGAAUAGAUGAAUUUUCAUUGAGCAUAGAGAAAUAUUUGCAAUCUGUUCCUCCAAAUGUUUACAGACUGAUGUGCAAUAAAAACUGUGAAUUAAAAGUGUUUUGGAGUUGAGCUUAAGUAUUGACCUCAUUUAUAAUAUAAUUUACUCAACCCAGUUUUGUUUCUACAUAGUAAUCAUGAAGCUUGAGCGGAGAAAGAAACAAAAUCAACACAAUGCUGGAGGUAAUAAAAGUCUUCUUAAUAAGCAUGAGCAAAAAUACAACAAAAUUAAAAAAGCUUGUGUAAAAAACAUGCAAUACCUUGAAAAUGGUUUCAUGAAAUACCCUUUAACACAAGAUCAGUUUUACUUGAAUUUACAAACAGAUUUUUUGGUCAACAUGGCUCGAAAUAAACAUGAUGAAGACGUAUAUCGCCUUCGCGAGAGAAAAAAAAGUUCUUGUGCAACAGGGAGCUGUUCCCAAUAUGAUAAUUAUCUAACACUCAGACCUGAUUUCCCUUCUGAAAAUGAUAUAAGAAGCAGAAGAAGCUUUUAUAAUCUUUCAUCAAGAAAGGGUUACGUAAGCACACCAGCCAAUCCUGAUGUCGAUGUUUUAUAUGAAUCAAGAUCAGAUCCAUACAAAAGAAGAAGUGGAAAAAAUACAAGACAAAGUAGUUAUGAAGAAUUAGACUGGAAUUCAAAAAGUGAACUUAUUCCACUAGUGAAUUCGAGAGAGAUGGGUGCUGACUCCCAUUUUAUUCAAUCUAGGCUGAUGUUACGAAAAACCAAAACUGACAAGCACCCAAGUAGAAAAGUAGAGCAGAAAAAAUAUGAAUAUUAUGGUCCAAAAGAAAAUGAAUGUAGAAUACCAAGGAAUUCUUCAUUUGACAGUACGGAAAUAUCUAUAAAGAAUAGAAAUCAACAUGAGGAUGAAAAUGAUGAGAAGAAUUGGAAUGGACCUUUAGAUUUACCAGUAAAGACAAAAACUCCCAAAUUGUCUAACAGAAGGAGUUCUCCAUCAGGAAAUGACAAAAACUAUUUUGCAAAAUAUACUGAGUUCGUUAUGAUGAAAAAAAGACAGCAAUCCAUUAGUCCCAACAAAAUGAAAAAUGUGUCAUGCAGCACUGAGUCUUUCCCAAAGAAUGUUUCAAGCAAGAAAAACAAAAGGCAGGAUUUACUGAUGGAAAUGAGUAAUAAUAAUAAAACAGAAUUAAAAGAUGUAAAUCGUCAAAAUAAUUUACAUCACAAAAUUAACCCAACAAAAAAACCAUUGAAAACUUCAAAAAAUGAAAGGGAAAGGGAAGCUUAUUAUGAAAAUCAUAAUUAUCAUAGAAGGAAACAUUCUGAAAAAUAUGAUUCAGACUUGAAACAUCGAAAAUUGCAUUCUUCCUCAAAAUCUCAUGGCACGCCUGAAAAAUAUCAUUCAGAUUUGAAACAUCGAAAAUUGCAUUCUUCCCCAAAAUCUCAUGGCACGCCUGAAAAAUAUGAUUCAGAUUUGAAACAUCGAAAAUUGCAUUCUUCCCGAAAAUCUCAAGGCACGCCUGAAAAAUAUGAUUCAGAUUUGAAACAUCGAAAAUUGCAUUCUUCCCGAAAAUCUCAAGGCACGCCUGAAAAAUAUGAUUCAGAUUUGAAACAUCGAAAAUUGCAUUCUUCCCCAAAAUCUCAAGGCACGCCAAAUUAUGUUCAUUCUAAAAGUUAUUCCAAGGAAACAGAAAGCCCAGAUUUAAGUGAUUAUUCAAAAAGCAGGUAUCCAUCAAAUUCAAAACAUAAAGAUUAUAUAAAUAAACGGAUGUCAAUAUUGAAAGAUUUGGAGGAAAAUGCAUCUCAUAGAAAAGAUACUAUAGCUUCAUCAAUGAAAUACACUAAAAAAUAUACUAAAUCUUAUGAUUUAAGAGAUGAAAUGAAGCCAAUAAAUGAUUUUUAUGCACCACCAGAUCUACGUUCAAUAUCAGAAGUGGUUCAAGCUAAAAAAAACUAUAGGCCUUAUGAAUCUGCUCAUUUCUUAAAUGAAAACAUAAAUGUUAAAGAGGAAAGAGAAAAAAUGGGUUCUAGUUCUAGGAAACAAGAAAGACAAUCUACAAGCAGAACCCCAGAAAGGAAACCACGCCAAUCUACUUAUUUUAAUUCAAAUGUAAAGAUAGAUAACAAUGCAGGUAAAAUGAGAAAACUAGAUGUUUCAAGUGAUUGUGGUGUGGCAUGCGAUGAUAAGGAAACGGACAAAUACCACAACAUAGGAUUGAAAUAUGGUAGGCAAAGUGUUGACCCAGCAUUGUUAAGGAAAAAAAGAGACCACCACCGAAGGGGUUAUUUGGAUAUAAAGGGCCAACCAACUUCAAAGACUUCUUCUAAAAAAAAAGGAUUAUCUGCACCAAAAGAAAGAGUUUCUUUUAAAGAUGAGAAUUUAGAUUUCAGGUAUGAUCAAAGAAACAAUAAUGACUACACUCCACUUUCUCCAUCUUCUGUUGCAAGACGCCCCUGCAUUAAAAAUUACACAAAUCCUGUCGGCUCAGAAACAUGUACAGAAUGUAUAAAUAGUAAAAAGAAAAGUGCUGUUAAUAAUGCAAAAGAUUUAUCUAUUUGUCCAAUUGACCGUAAAUACACAACCAAUGAAGCAGCUAUAGUUGAAACACAACUUACUGGAGUUCCCUACCUCAAAAAACAAACAGGUCCAAAUAAUGUAAGCACUCCAAAACCAAAGCAGCUCUUUAAUGACAAGGGCUUGAAGAAAACAAAAUCUGAGGAUUUGUCAAAGAAUUUUUGCCAUAAAACUGUUUUGGAAAAAUACCCCGAUGAUGCAGAACAUUUGAGAGAUUACAGUGAAGAAUUUGCAAAACAACCAUUUAGAUCUACACAAUUUAACCCUGGUGGACAUGAUCCACCACCUCUCAAGCCUACAUUUUAUCCAAAAACAAGAUAUAAGCCAUAUGAUUAUUCAGGAAAUCUAUUGCCUGAUGAUAAAAGACCAAACGAUGCCCGAAAAUUGUCUCCUACUGUGUACGUAAAACGACAGAAGAGGGAAUUAAGCUAUAAAAGCACGAUUGGGGAGAAUUUUUUUAAACACAAUAGAAGUAAAUAUAUUGACAUUACACAACCCAAAGAACCGUCAAAUGAAAAUGUGAAAACAGAACUGAGUACCUUUAAAAGUGAAGUUCCAAUAGUUAACACCAAAACUCAGAUAGUAAAAAACAAAUAUCAACAAUUCCAUAAGACAAAUGAAAAACAUGACAAAACACCUCCAUACGAGAACAAUUAUAAUGUCAAUCUUAGUGCACAAAAAAAUUUGUCUUUUGCAACGAUCAAUGAGAAAUUUAGAAACAGUGACUACACCGAAAGCAGAGACCGGAAAUAUGAUGAAAAAUUGCAAAAGUCAAGGAGUGGAUUUGUUUCUCGUCCAAAUUCUCUCCCAUCUACAGAGUACUCAUCUGAUGGACGUACAAGAGAAAUGAAAGAACCAGAUAAUGAUGUAAUUUCAACCAUCCUUGGCCCCUCUGGCAAACAGGACAGUUUUAUAACAUCAAGACUUGCUGUUGACAGGUAUAGACAUAAUUUAGCUAAAGGCAAUAAAUAUGAGAUUGUCUACCUAAAAGAAAAACCUCCUGAUACACCGACUAAUGAAGUGCCUAAUGAGAAAAAAAAAUUAAACAAAGAAUAUUUUGAACCAAACAACAGAGAAAUUCACCAAGAGGGGUUUUACAAUAAAUCUUACUCUGAAGAACAGCCUUUAGACAAAAAAGAGGUAUUGCCAAAUGAGAGUAGCCAUAUAUUUAAUAAACAAAGAAAUUUGAAUGAUUCACUAGAAACAAGUCCUAAUCAACCGAAAGAAGAUUAUAAUGCCUAUCACCACUCAAAUAACAAUAAGCAACAUGAUUCAUCAAAUAAAACUGCUACAAAUCCAUCCAAAUUAGAGAGCCCAGGACCAAGUACAGAUUGGAGAAUGCAACCAAAACUUCCUUCUAGUGAUUUCAAAAUGUAUAAUAUAAAUCCGAAUGAAGUUGAAGUAGCGCCUGAUGAAAAACUUCUACCAAACAUGAUUGGUCAUGCUGCUAUGCAUAAUUGGGAACAAGCAGAAUCUUACUUUUUUUCCAAUAAAAGAUCUAAACCUAUCGUUGGUAGUAAGGUAAAAAUGUCACCAUAUUUUAGAAAACCAAAGUUAAGAACCAAGUUUGAGGACUAUGAUGAUGAUGAAGAAGAAGGAGAGGAAGAAGGGAAAGAAGAAGGAGAAGAAGAUGAUUAUGAGGAUGAUGAUGAUGAUGACGAUGAUGGUGAUGGGGAAGGAGAAGGAACAAAAACAAAUAAUAGAAAGAAGAAAAAAACAAAAAAACAUAGGCAAUCGAUUCCCAUUAUUAUUACCGACCAUAGUGCACCAGUUCCAGCAAAAAGAUUUAAAAACCAAAGAAUUAAUCCGCAUAGUCGCUUUGAUGCUGGCUAUGACUUUUUGCAAACUGCUGAUAGCAACACGAGCAUAGAGACAGUGCAAUCUUACACAAAAAAACUAUGCACAUCUGCAGUGAAACCAAUUAAAAGAGAAAGUGCAAUAAAAAGAUUGGCAAAACGUCUGUUUUCAAUCAAACGAAAAGAAUCUCGAGAAAAAAUAACAAAUAUUCAAACCGAAAGUGGUACAACAGAAUCAUCAGAUGAAGAUUCACCAAAAUCAAUAGACGCUUCGUCCAAUAAACCCAAACCCAAAAGGAAGGUCUCAUUUAGUGUUCCUCUAUAUAUGUAAAUAUACAUUUUUU